AUGGUUUCGUUGGAAACCUUACUGGCACCUUCUCAUAGUUUGUUAAUCCAACAUUCACCAGCGCUGACGCCACAACAGCUGCGUGGCAUUGUGGAAUGCUACGGGAUUCUUGAUGACAUGCUCUCAUACCACCUCAAGGAAAGUGUAGAUCACGUGAGUGUUGUGCAAUAUCGUGAUGUAGCCAGUAAAGAAUUGUGCUACCUAUCCUUGAGAGCUUUGAUCUCUGCCCAUGGCAACCCAAUCAGGAACGUUGCUUGGAUUCACGAGGAAGCUGUGGCGCUUUUGCCACAGAAAAACUACAUACAACCAUUUACUCCUAAUGCAGAGGAGAGUGAAAUGCCCCCAACAAAAGGUUGUCUGGUGUUAUAUUUAUCAAAUAUUUCAAAUACACUUCGCCCAGAGCUUCUGGCGUCGGUUACCAGCCAAAAAUUCCUUUUUGAUUUUUUUAUUGAUUCUGUAAAUGGUGGGCGUUGCUUUAUGUGUUGUCCCACAAUUGAGGUGGCGGAGCACAUGCGGAGAAGUCUCGCACAACUUUAUCCAGAGUGUAAGAAAGACAUACACUACUGUGAUUACGAAGACUUACUAAGAGCAAGAGGGCAAAGCAAGAAGAUCUAA
Molecule: messenger RNA, 615 nt
Organism: Trypanosoma conorhini
Lineage: Eukaryota; Euglenozoa; Kinetoplastea; Trypanosomatida; Trypanosomatidae
Exons: 1
Coding region: 1-615 (204 amino acids)
Source: RefSeq, a predicted model, not a curated record